CAACACCUUUUUCUCUCUCUUCCUCAGUUUUCAUUUUCCCCCUCUCUCUAUCUCUAUCUCUUCCUUUGUUGUGCCAUUAUCAUUUCUCAUUUUCUUCCCAUGAAUAAAGCUGAAACCCACUAUCACACCUUCACCAGCUGUAGUACUAGUUGUGGAAAUUAACUCAUCCACAAUACAUAUAGUCCUAAAAAGCCUCACAAAAAUCCCACCACCCAUGUUAGACAAUACUGCUUCUUCUUCUGGUGCACCAUCUUCUUCUGAUAUUGCUGCUUUUGCAUUAUCAGAAAAUGGAGUGCUUAACAACAAAAGAAAAAGAAGACCAGCAGGCACACCAGAUCCAGAUGCUGAGGUGGUGUCCCUCUCACCCAAGACCUUACUAGAAUCAGACAGGUAUGUGUGUGAGAUCUGCAACCAAGGCUUUCAGAGGGACCAGAAUCUGCAAAUGCACAGGAGAAGGCACAAGGUGCCAUGGAAACUCCUGAAAAGAGAAACCACACAAGGGCAGAAGAAAAGGGUGUUUGUGUGCCCUGAGCCAAGUUGUUUGCACCAUGACCCUUGCCAUGCCCUUGGUGACCUUGUUGGAAUCAAGAAACACUUCAGGAGGAAGCACAGCAAUCACAAGCAGUGGGUUUGUGACAAAUGUAACAAAGGGUAUGCUGUGCAAUCUGAUUACAAGGCGCAUGUCAAAACAUGUGGUACCAGAGGGCACUCGUGUGACUGUGGCCGUGUGUUUUCCAGGGUGGAGAGUUUCAUAGAACAUCAAGAUACAUGCAAUAUGCGGCUGCCACGGCAAGAGUUACAAGCACUUCAACCUGCAUGCUCUUCUAGAACAGCUUCAAGCACAAGUCCAUCAAAUGAGGCCAAUUUUAGCAUAGCCCCAUUGCAAGGACUUCCACUGCCAAAACCACCACCAGCUGAUCAGCCAUCAACUUCAAACACACACAACUUAGAACUUCAGCUCUUAUCACCUUCUUCAACAAUCCCCAAAGAAAAUAGAAAUCCCAGGGAAAACCAUAAUGAGACCCGUUUGAAGCUCUCAAUAGGUUCAUGUACUAAUAAUGAUGGUCACAUAGGGAAUGAAGAAUCAGAAAGGAAUAAUAAUAAUAAUGUUGUGGGUGAUAAUUCCAUUUUCGAAGUGGCAAGGCUGAAAGAGUUUGCUGGUGAGGAACUCAAGUUGGCGAUGGCGGAGAAGGCUUACGCGGAAGAGGCUAGGAGAGAAGCGAAGCGCCAAAUUGAGAUAGCUGAGGUUGAGUUUGAGAAUGCUAAGAGGAUAAGGAAACAAGCGCAAGCUGAGCUCGGAAAAGCUGAAGAUUUGAGAAAGCAAGCAAUGAAGAAGAUUAGCUCCACUGUUAUGGAAAUAACUUGUCAAGCUUGCAAGCAGCAGUUUCAGAACUCAACUGUUGCAUCAGAUCAAGAAACUUCCAUUGUGGUGAGUUACGUGUCCUCAGCCAACACAGAAGGCGAAGCUGCAGAAGAAUGAUAUAGUGUGUGUUUGGAUAUCAGUUUAGUGUAAUUGGAUGGACUAUUAAUUUAUCUCGAGUUCUGCUUUCAUUUUAUCUCGAAGUCAGUGCUAACGAGCAUCCAAACCUAUGCAUUUAUAGUAUACUCCAUUAUGCUGUUCUGCAGAAAAAGAAAGAAGAAAAGCUAAACUCCACCUAACAGCCUUAGGGAAAUUAAAGAUGAUUGCAGGAAAAAAGUUUGUAAGAAGUCAUCUUGUAAUUUUUUUUUCUUUCAUGUUUUCUUUUCUCUUGGAUAGAUGAAAUUUGUAUUAUUUGAAAAUAGUUCAUAUUCUUUAUUAAUAUUGUUUAGGAGUGUUUAGGAGUUUGAGAUUUACAGUUGUUCGUCAAGGAUUGUUAAAAGUGAGAGUUGUAACCUGUUUUGAUGGUUACGUUUAACA
Lotus japonicus is the source of this 1897-nucleotide messenger RNA. Its product is annotated as zinc finger protein SHOOT GRAVITROPISM 5-like. Gene Ontology annotation, molecular function: DNA-binding transcription factor activity. Lineage: Eukaryota; Viridiplantae; Streptophyta; Magnoliopsida; Fabales; Fabaceae. The record is from RefSeq and is a predicted model, not a curated record. Gene Ontology annotation, cellular component: nucleus. Bases 215 to 1480 code for a protein of 421 amino acids. The transcript is spliced from 3 exons.